Molecule: messenger RNA, 780 nt
Organism: Didymodactylos carnosus
Lineage: Eukaryota; Metazoa; Rotifera; Eurotatoria; Philodinida; Philodinidae
Source: the annotation of a GenBank genome assembly
AUGGAUCAACCAUGCCGAUAUUUUCUAAAAGGACAAUGCAAAUUCGGUGACCACUGUCGGAACAGUCAUUCAAAUCCUAUUCAACCUCAACUAUAUGAUCAACAAAUUCGACGUCCACGGUUUGAUCCGCGAUACAAUUAUGUUUCGCCCGCACUUGUAAGUCAACUUCCAGAACAUGUCUUUUCGUGGAUUAACAAAAAUUUUACUGAAAAAGAAAAAGUUCUAGAAAUAUUAUGUAAACUUCGAAGAGAAGCUUACCAAUCGCAUGCAUUUUGGCGUUUCUCGACAACAUCUUUGCAUCCAGGUGAACCAUCUAUACCUGGAAUGAUUGAUCAAUCAUUUGAAGAAGUUAGAUGGGGAUAUUUAAGUUGUCCUCAGGAUCAAACACAUAUCUAUAAAGAUUAUUAUAGAAAACAUUGGGAAGGUGCCGAAAAACGUCUAUUGCAAUUAUCUCGAUUAGAUGAAAUGUUUCUGAAUGAAAUUAAGCCAUUGAUCGAGGCUUACAUAUGUAAAUAUAAACCGACCCAGCAACAAGAAACAAUCCCCAUAUCGUAUUAUACACCAAGAAAUCAAUUACGACCAGAAGAUUUGAAUGCAUUCGAAAGUGAUAAAUUUGAAUUAGGACAUAUACCGUCCGUUCCACCGUCACAAAAUCUUUGUAGGAAUCAGAGAAGAGAAGCCUCAGCACUCCUGGAAAGUCUAAUGCCAGCACAAACCGUGAGACAUGAAAAGUCUGGAUCAUUCUCAUUUUUAAAAAGACUUUGGGCCAUCUAUCCAUGA